This is a messenger RNA of Cutaneotrichosporon cavernicola, 717 nucleotides long. RefSeq lists its product as uncharacterized. Gene Ontology annotation, molecular function: beta-phosphoglucomutase activity; sugar-phosphatase activity. Lineage: Eukaryota; Fungi; Basidiomycota; Tremellomycetes; Trichosporonales; Trichosporonaceae. Bases 1 to 717 code for a protein of 238 amino acids. The transcript is spliced from 4 exons. The record is from RefSeq and is a predicted model, not a curated record.
AUGACCCAGACUACCACGCCCAACACGAACUCCGUCACCGUCGACGGCCUCCUCUUCGACAUGGACGGCACGUUGCUCGACUCGACGCCGGCCGUCCUCGCCACCUGGGAGCAGUACGCGCGCGAGUUCAACCUCGACCUCGAGCAUGUGUUGAAGACGUCGCACGGACAGCGCACGGUCGACAACAUGCAGAUCUUCUGCAAGAUUACUGAGCCCGAGGCCCUUGCGCGCGAGGUGGUGCGCUUCGAGACUAUCAUCGUGGACGAGGCGCAGAGGCUAGAGGACGAGGGCAAGCAGGGUCUGGUGGUGCUCCCAGGUGUGGUGGACAUGCUGAACAAGCUCAACACGGCCACCAAGCCCGUGUGGGCCAUCGUCACCUCGGCUACGAACAAGUACGCGUCGCGCGCCCUCACCACCAGCCACAUUCAGUACCCUGCCCUGGUCACUGCCGACGACGUCAAGCUCGGCAAACCUCACCCCGAGCCGUACCUCGCCGGCGCGAAGAAGCUGGGCCUGGACCCCAAGCGCUGCAUUGUCGUCGAGGACGCACCUACCGGUAUCAAGAGUGGUGUGGCAUGUGGUGCCAAGGUGCUCGCUGUGUGCACGUCGCACACGCGUGAGGAGCUUGAGGGGCUCGGCGCCGAGUGGAUCGUGGACGACCUGACAAAGGUCCAGGUCCAGCUGGUCGACGGCGGCGUCAAGGUCACAAUUGCGUAA